AAUAGUAUGUUUUUCCAUGUGUGAGGAGGUCACUAGACGAAACUGCUGCGAAUGUUCAGGAGAAUUGUUAGGCAAACCGACUGCAGAGGGAGGCUACAGCUGUACGCCACAUUCAUGCCAUCGUCAUUUAAGUCACCGCGGAUGCUGAGCAAGUGAUUCUCAAAAAAAAAAUUGAAAGAGAAGAAAGUAAAAACGCUCAACGGCCGAUUGGGAGGAGGGACCAUUUUUACGUCGCAUGACCUUGCAUUGAAUGUCAUCAUAGACGGAUAAAAAAACAACACACAGAGGUCAUCAGUCAUGGAGAUUGUCACACAUCUUAUUAAUGACACCAUACAAUUCUACAAAUGGACCUUAACCAUCGCAGACAAGCGAGUGGAGAAAUGGCCCCUGAUGGACAACCCCCUGCUCACUUUAGCCAUCAGUGCAUCCUACCUGUUGUUUCUCUGGCUGGGGCCCAAAUAUAUGAAGAACAGGGAGCCCUUCCAGCUUCGCAAAACACUCAUUGUCUACAACUUCAGUAUGGUCUUCCUCAACUUCUUCAUCUUCAAAGAGCUGUUUAUGGCAGCCCGGGCAGCAAGCUACAGCUACAUUUGUCAACGGGUGGACUACUCAGACGACCCCAAUGAAGUCAGGGUGGCAGGGGCAUUGUGGUGGUAUUUCAUCUCCAAAGGCAUCGAAUACCUGGACACGGUGUUUUUCAUCCUGAGGAAAAAGUUCAGCCAGGUCACCUUUCUGCACGUUUACCACCACUGCACCAUGUUCACGCUCUGGUGGAUCGGCAUCAAAUGGGUGGCAGGAGGACAGUCAUUUUUUGGUGCCCACAUGAACGCCGCAAUCCAUGUGUUGAUGUACCUCUACUAUGGCCUGGCUUCCUGUGGUCCGAAGAUCCAAAAGUACCUGUGGUGGAAGAAGUACCUGACCAUUAUCCAGAUGAUCCAGUUCCACGUCACCAUCGGCCACACGGCUUUGUCCCUUUACGUCAACUGUGACUUCCCCCACUGGAUGCACUACUCCCUCAUUUGCUACGCCAUCACCUUCAUCGUCCUCUUUGGCAACUUCUACUACCAGACCUACCGCCGCCAGCAGCCCAGGCGCGACGCCUCCUCCUCCUCCAAGGUGGGCAGGGCCGUCUCGAACGGUGCCCUCAAUGGACUCAGCAAGGCCGCCAACGGCGUGGCGGCGGGGAGCAAAGAUGACAAACCCCAGGAAAACACUAGCAGGAGAAAGCGGAAAGGAAGAGCCAAAAGAGAUUAGAGGAGGAGGGUGAAGUAAGCCAGAUCUGCUUUGAGUUUAUAUCGUGUCAGCCUGCAGAAGACCUUAUUUGAGGAAUGAUGGACGGGGUAAAUGUGUGAUGUGUUCAUUUCAAGACGUGACGGAAUGGCUUGUGUUGAGGGAUUGUCGUUUAGCUAAUAGGAGAUGCUAAAGGUCAUACAGAGGCCACUGUUAUCACAAAGAGGCCAAAAUAUCCUCGUGUCAGAUCCAAAUCUUUCUUCUCUUUGCCAAGUGGUGCAGCCUUGGUCUGAGGGGAAAUUAACAUUCUCUUGAGGGUUUUGAUGUUUUUUUGUUUUUAAUGCACAAACAGUUAUUCACACGUAUAAAGCUGAUCAAUCGUUCUAAAGGCAAUGAUAGGUGAUUUGCUAAUGAUAAUGCAACCCUCACUCAACAUGGCAUAACUCAUCAUAUCGUACAUCAUUUCAAAAGACAUCUUUGGUGUUAUUCACCAUAUACUGCAGUAAAUAUGGGGGAAACUACAGCAUGUCAAUAUUCAGUGGCACGUAAAAUCUGUUUUUUUUUUUUUUUAAAUUCUUUUGAAGUUGGAUGCGAUUCUUCCAUCACUUAUGGAAGUUUCAUAGUGAUAUAAACGUGUAAAAUAUUCUAUUUCUGUUUGCAUUGUACGUUUUGUAUGUCCCUACUUGUGUGUAAUGUGACAAAGUGAACCUGAUAAUGUUGAUUUUAGGAUGCUUGCCCUUGUCUCUAUUUAUCAUCACUUUAUCGCUUGUCUCAUAGGCUGGUCUAAAAAGUUGUACACAAAGGGUCCUGUUCCUGUUUUAAGAAAGAGCUUAUGACAUAACAUAAAUCUCUUUUCAUAUUUUGAUCAAAUACAUUGUUUUAUUAAAGCGUUUACAUUUACAGGCUUAGCCCAUGUCUUCAGCUGGCUUGAAUGUAAACAAUCAUAAAACAAAAAU
This is a messenger RNA of Hippocampus comes (tiger tail seahorse), 2186 nucleotides long. Its product is annotated as elongation of very long chain fatty acids protein 4-like. The transcript has 7 exons. Gene Ontology annotation, biological process: fatty acid elongation, polyunsaturated fatty acid; fatty acid elongation, saturated fatty acid; sphingolipid biosynthetic process. The coding region runs from base 298 to 1254 and encodes 318 amino acids. Gene Ontology annotation, cellular component: endoplasmic reticulum; endoplasmic reticulum membrane. The record is from RefSeq and is a predicted model, not a curated record. Gene Ontology annotation, molecular function: fatty acid elongase activity. Lineage: Eukaryota; Metazoa; Chordata; Actinopteri; Syngnathiformes; Syngnathidae.